AUGAAAGAGAGAGAAGAGAGUUUAUUGUGUUUUAUUGCUGGUUGUCAUUGUCGAUGCAGUCUGAGUGAAGAAAAAGCAGCAUCUGUUGUUCUGGAAUUUAGUUUGGAUGUUGAGGAGAUUACUACUGAGGAGAAUAAUAAUCAACAGGGUGCAUUAAGUGGAUGGAGGGUGGAGAAAGAUGAAGUUUCAGUUAAAUAUGUUACAUAUAAGCUACAGCGUAUGCAUAUCUAUGAUGAAAAAAAGAAAAGAGAAAAUGAACUUGUUUUAUACAGAGACAGGCUUUGGAGGUUACUAAUGGGGAAGGAAGGGAGUGAGGGUGGUGGUGGUGCGAAUCUAGAAAAAGAUAAAGAAAAAUGGUGGGAAAAUGAAAGAAGAAUGUUUCGUGGAUAUGCUGAUUCAUUCAUUGCGCGUAUGCAUCUUGUUCAAGGAGAUAGACGAUUUUCAAGAUGGAAAUGA
Messenger RNA from Lactuca saligna, 456 nucleotides. NCBI's taxonomy places the organism in Eukaryota, Viridiplantae, Streptophyta, Magnoliopsida, Asterales, Asteraceae. The record is from the annotation of a GenBank genome assembly.